Messenger RNA from Oncorhynchus masou masou (cherry salmon), 4100 nucleotides. RefSeq lists its product as uncharacterized. Gene Ontology annotation, biological process: negative regulation of gene expression; protein poly-ADP-ribosylation; positive regulation of type II interferon-mediated signaling pathway. The transcript has 8 exons. Gene Ontology annotation, molecular function: NAD+ poly-ADP-ribosyltransferase activity; NAD+-protein mono-ADP-ribosyltransferase activity; transcription corepressor activity. NCBI's taxonomy places the organism in Eukaryota, Metazoa, Chordata, Actinopteri, Salmoniformes, Salmonidae. Gene Ontology annotation, cellular component: cytoplasm; nucleus. The coding region runs from base 33 to 2456 and encodes 807 amino acids. The record is from RefSeq and is a predicted model, not a curated record.
CCAGGUCAGAGAAUAUCCCUCUGGAGGAGGAGAUGGUGAGCAUCCUGGAUCGAUGCGGACCAGCUCUGACAUAUGUCCUACAUAGCAAGUUUGGAUGUACUGCUGUGCUCCAUGGUGUUGAUGCUGGUGCAAUGAAGUUCAAGAAGCCAGUAUUUAAGCAGGAAACUGUCCAUUCCGACUCCAGCGAUGCAAGGAAAAGUGUUCAACCGUUUAUUGAGCUCUGUGGGGCCUAUCAUGAGACAUUGAGGGAGGCCAGACGCUGGUAUUUGGAUUCUUUGUACCCUGCCUCGAAGAAUGUAAUCACCAUUCACAACAAUUUCAUCCAGCACUUUGGCCAGAGGGAGUUUGAAGAGCUUCUUUCCCUUCAGACCAAGAGGGAAGUUUCCAUCAAGGAGAACUUUAAAGAUGGGCGCUUUGGAUUGACCAUCCAGGGGGCUUCUAGAGGGUUCAAAGCUGCUGUGUUAGAGGUGGAAGCCCUGUGCUGCAAAGUCCAAGAGGAUUUUGCAAAGGAAGAGUUGAGUUUAAUGGGCCUGCAAUCUCCCAUCAGUUCCCCAAGGAAGCCUGUAGAUGACAACAGUUCUGAUUAUAAAGAGAGACAGCAACAUUUUCCCGGACUUCAAAUUGUCAGGGUUGAGAAGGUGGAGAACAAAGCUCUGAAGCAGGUCUUUGACCUUAGGAAGAGGCAGUUGCAGGUGUCUACCCCAUCUCAGCGAAUGUACCAGCGCUUGCCUGUGCAAUUCUGUGACCUGCUCAGUAGAGUGGGCUUUCAGAUGGAGUUUACACCACCUGAUGAGCAACAUCUGGGAGAGGGGAUCUACUUCAGCAGCAGUGUCCAUGGAGCAGAGAGGCUGUGGAAGGGCUCAGCAGACCAGGAGUACCUGUACUUCAUUGAGGCACAGGUGCUGACUGGCAAGUCAAUUGUUGGCUGUCCAGGUCUCAUCGUGCCACCUCCCUUUGCCAGUGACCCACUCACCUUGUAUGACAGUGUGAAAGGAGGUGGAGACACCUGGGUCAUCUUCAAUGGACACCAGGCUCUACCUGAAUAUCUGAUCACCUGCAAUAAGCCAACAUACGUAAAACCUCACGCAUUGUUCAACUGGGGUAAAGCUGAAAAGCCACAAAAGAAUGAGGACAUUGUCAUUGAGGGCAUGGAAGUGGAUCCGGCUGUCUUCCACGUUUCUUCCAAAUUGGACCAUUGGAUCAAGGACCUGAACCUAAAGGAACCAGAGAGCAGCAGCAGCAUCGCACACGACGCUGUCUACCAGUCCGAAUCCCUCCGCCAACGCAUCCAUGACAUGAGAAUCAAGGACCUGAACCUAAAGGAACCAGAGAGCAGCAGCAUCGCACACGACGCUGUCUACCAGUCCGAAUCCCUCCGCCAACGCAUCCAUGACAUGAGAAUCAAGGACCUGAACCUAAAGGAACCAGAGAGCAGCAGCAUCGCACACGACGCUGUCUACCAGUCCAAAUCCCUCCGCCACCACAUCCAUGACAUGAGAAUCAAGGACCUGAACCUAAAGGAACCAGAGAGCAGCAGCAUCGCACACGACGCUGUCUACCAGUCCAAAUCCCUCAGCCACCACAUCCAUGACAUGAGAAUCAAGGAGAUUCUGAGGAAGGCCAGGGACAAAAAGUCCUUCAACAGGAACAUUACAGCGCCUUGGCAGCAGCAGCCAGGGGGACAGCCCCAGACAUUUCACCCCAUCCAUAACUCCCAUCUGCAGCAGGCGCUGGAGAGGAAGCAGUCCCACGUGGAGGUCUCUGUCCGGAGGAAAAUGUUCACCUUCACCAGGGCAGCUAACAACACAAGUACAAACAGCCCCCAAAGCAGACAAAUUGACAAGUCAGCAGCUCAACCUAUUGAGAGUCUCCCUCGGCAUUGGGAUGCCAUGCCAGCCAACACGUCCUGCCUGUCCUGCCUUAUCCAGCCAGGAAGCCCAGAGCACAAUGCAGUUUUAAAGCUGUUCCGAGACACCUGCCACAACAAAGUUAUACAGAUUGAGAGGAUCCAGAACCCAACCCUGUGGAGGAGUCUCCAGAUCAAGAAACACGACAUGGAGCUCAGGAACGGUCACCAGAAGAAUGAGAAGAGGCUCUUCCAUGGAACAUGCCACACAACCAUCAAUCACAUCAACAACCAUGGCUUCAAUCGGAGCUUUGCUGGGAAAAAUGCUACAGCAUUUGGAAACGGCACCUACUUUGCUGUUGCUGCCAGUUACUCUGCCAGGAGCACAUACUCAAGACCGGAUCGCCAGGGACAGAAGUAUAUGUACCUAUGUCGAGUUCUGACUGGCGAUUUCACUGCAGGACGACAUGGGAUGACAGUUCCUCCAGCUAAAAGCACCACAACUGUUGAACUCUACAACAGCGUGACAGACAACCCAUCAGGACCAUCUAUGUUUGUCAUUUUCCAUGACAACCAGGCAUAUCCUGAGUACUUGAUUACAUUCUUCUAGACCCUGCGGAGAAAAGCAAAAAGAAAUGAAAUGCUCUUACUAAACUUUCAAAAGUCUUCCUUAUGAUGAUGACUUUGUGCCUUAUAAACUGUUAUGCAGAACUUUUAUUGAAGAAAUGAAAAUGACUGGUGUCACUUUUGCAUGGAAAUGUGUAACCAUUACAGGUUCUUAUGUAACCCGGUUCAAUCUAACCCUAGCCUGAACCACAACCCUAACCCUAACCCUAACCCUCAAACACAACCCUAACCCUAACCCUAACCCUCAAACACAACCCUAACCCUAACCCUAACCCUCAAACACAACCCUAACCCUAACCCUAAAUCUCAACCACAACCCUAACCCUAACCCUAAAUCUCAACCACAACCCUAACCCUAACCCUAAAUCUCAACCACAACCCUAACCCUAACCCUAACCCUCAAACACAACCCUAACCCUAACCCUAAAUCUCAACCACAACCCUAACCCUAACCUUAGCUUCAUGUCUACUACCCAGUUCAACCCUAACCCUAACCCUAAACCUCAACCACAACUACAACUACAACCACAACCACAACCCUAACCCUAACCCUAACCCUCAACCACAACUACAACCACAACCACAACCCUAACCCUAACCCUAACCCUCAACCACAACUACAACCCUAACCCUAAACCUCAACCACAACUACAACUACAACCCUAACCCUAGACCUCAACCACAACUACAACCACAACCCUAACCCUAGACCUCAACCAAAACUACAACCACAACCCUAACCCUAGACCUCAACCAAAACUACAACCACAACCCUAACCCUAACCCUAACCCUUACCACAUCCAACCCUAUUCCUGCAGCCAUAUUCUACCCCUUUAUUAUGUGUAACUUAGCCCUCUGCUCUGACAUUCUAAAAACGAGAUUCUAAAAUGGGUGGUUCCAGCCCUGAAUGCUGAUUGGCUGACAGCCGUGGUAUAUCAGACCGUAUACCACGGUUAUGACAAAACAUUUAUUUUUACAACUCUAAUUAUGUUGGUAACCAGUUUGUAACAGCAAUAAGCCACCUCGGGGGUUGUGGUAUAUUGGCCAUAUACCAAUAAACUCCUCAGGCCUUAUUGGACAAAACUUGGUGUGAGAUAAAAAAAACUUUUAUUCUGAACUCACCAGAACGCAGUGAGCGAGUGAAAGCAAGUGAGAUCAAGUGAGAGAGAGAGAGAGCAAGAUAGAGAGAGAGAGAGAGACAGCGAGAGAGAGAGAGACAGCGAGAGAGAGAGAAAGACAGUGAGCGAGUGAAAGCAAGUGAGAUCGAGUGAGAGAGAGAGAGCAAGAUAGAGAGAGAGAGAGCAAGAUAGAGAGAGAGAGAGAGACAGCGAGAGAGAGAGAGACAGCGAGAGAGAGAGAGACAGCGAGAGAGAGAGAGACAGCGAGAGAGAGACAGCGAGAGAGAGAGACAGCGAGAGAGAGAGAAAGACAGUGAGCGAGUGAAAGCAAGUGAGAGCGAGUGAGAGAGAGAGAGCAAGAUAGAGAGAGAGAGAGCAAGAUAGAGAGAGAGAGAGAGACAGCGAGAGAGAGAGAGACAGCGAGAGAGAGAGACAGCGAGAGAGACAGCGAGAGAGAGACAGCGAGAGAGAGAGACAGUGAGAGAGAGAGAGACAGCGAGAGAGAGAC